This is a messenger RNA of Pogona vitticeps (central bearded dragon), 666 nucleotides long. The record is from RefSeq and is a predicted model, not a curated record. NCBI's taxonomy places the organism in Eukaryota, Metazoa, Chordata, Lepidosauria, Squamata, Agamidae.
UGAUUUUUUUUUCUUCUUCACAGAUUUCCAGUCUCCUCCCAGUACCUCAGGCAGUCUGGACCUUAAGGAACAGAUAAGAAAGCUUCAGUUAGCAAUUCAUCAAAAGACAAGGCUGGAAAUUGGUGAUGUUGUCAGAGUUCGGGGCUCCAUUCGGAUCUACAGACAGCAGCGGGAAAUCAAAGCCUCCCUGUAUUAUAAAGUUGAUGAUCCUAUGUUUGAUGUCCAGAUUGCAAGGAUGCUAGAACUCCCUAAUUUGUACAGAGACAUAUAUGAUACGUCAUUCCAGUUUCCAGAAGAGGUACAAAGUGGCAGAAGUAUAGCAGACAUGUUGGGCUCCAUCAGUAUACUGAGUGAAAAAAUAAGAGUCUUCCUGAUGCAGAACAAAAUUCAGAGCUUCUAUAAGCAGGACUUGGAAACAGUGAAAGAUCUUGUAUCUCUGGUCAAGGAUGGAGGUCAGAGUACCAAUGCUGAACAAGUGAGUAAAAGUUACUUUGCAUGCAUUUAUCUUCUUGUCAGGUCAAGUGAGAGCCAUGCAGUUGUUGUGAAUUUAAGAACACAAAACCUGCACCAAUUAACAGUAUGCUGGUAUGCUCUAAACUUUUUAUCUCCAGUAAGGAAGAAUAGAAACUAAUGUGUUAAACCACAGUUAAAGCUUUGAUUCUCAAG